GUCCCAGUCCCAGUUUUGCUGGUCUCGCUGCUACCAAGUAGUCCGCGUGAACCUCCACACGUUGCCUGCCCUUCCACUCCCAUAUCUCUCCACACCACCAUCACCUUCCCCAAUACGACCCAACACCACACCAGCAUCGCCCACGAUCGGAGGCAUUUCCUCGCCAUUCCCCCACAUUGAUUGUGAUUUUCCAAAGGGCAUGGUACUCAGUAGUCACACAUCUACUGCCUCCGUCGCCUGUAUCUGUUAUACGGGAGCUGGAGGAGUGAGUUAGAGGGGCUUCCGACCAACACAUCUGAUUCUUCUACCUGGAAGAGUGCAGCCCGUGAAUUCACCCAACAUUCGACCUUCGAUGUCGAUUCACUACGCGCGAUAGUUGGCCCCUUGACAAUAAACCCCAAAUAAUCCGACCUCGACAAAUCUAUCCUCCUUCUGACCAACUUUCGCGAUGGUACAGGUACCUCUGGCUUCCGCCGCUUCGAGCUCCACGAUGCGAGCCUCACCCGCAAGUGGGAUGACUAGCAGUGCGACUUCAACACGAGGGAAGCCCUCUGUGAACGGAAAUGCGAAUAAUCCGGCUGCUGCACCGCUUCCAUUGAGCGCAAUGCACUCCCUCCCUCUAGACUUGACUAGUGUGGAGAGGAGGGGACAGCCUACCGCGAGCCGGGAGACCACCAAAAGAAUACGCCCUCAUGGCUUGGAGGAAGCGCCAACAUUUAGACCAACCGUGGAGGAGUUUAAGGAUCCCUUUGAAUACAUGAAGAAAAUAUCCGCAGAGGGCUCGAAAUACGGAAUAUGUAAAAUCAUUCCACCCGAUAGCUGGCAGCCAGACUUUGCGAUUGACACAGAGGUACGUAUGCGAAUCACAGGCUCCCACAGCUGGGGAAUAUACAACGGUGAUGCUUCAUGCUCCCAAGACAUCGCAAUUGCCUGAAUCUGGUGAUUGAUGCAUUUCUAACUUUUACCAGCGCUUCCACUUUCGCACGCGAAAGCAGGAAUUAAACUCCGUCGAAGGCAGUAAGUCUCUCUAAAUCACGACGACCUUGCGACCCAUCCAGUCCGACCUGAGGAACUAAUCAGUUUUAUUAGGCACACGUGCGAAUCUCACAUAUCUCGACCAACUUGCGAAAUUUCACAAGCAGCAUGGAACCAAUCUCAAUCGAUUUCCGAGCGUCGAUAAACGUCCCUUGGAUUUAUACAAACUCAAGAAGGCGGUCGAGACCAGAGGCGGCUUUGAGAAGGUGUGCAAGCUCAAGAAAUGGGCCGAAAUUGGGCGAGACUUGGGAUAUAGUGGAAAGAUCAUGUCUUCACUUUCCACAUCACUGAAGAACUCAUAUCAAAGAUGGUUAUUCCCAUACGAGGAAUAUCUACGACUUGCGAAACCCGGAGUUCACCAACAACUGGAAUUUGAAUAUGGAGGCCCUCUUACCCCAUCGCCGGCGAACUCUCCCAUCAAAAAGUCAUAUCAAAAUACCCCGUCCAGUUUGCGAGGGGAGUCACCUGCAGUCAGAGCAUCCGAUGCUUUGAAUGCUUCCAUGAAAGAUGAGUUUGAGAAAGGCAUGAAAAACAUUCCAAUGCUCGACUCACCCGCUCAAGCUCCAACUCCACCUCCAGCACCCGUCACUUCUGGAUUUACUCCUGUCAAUGCAGGCGGUUUUACCCCCGUCAACGCCGCUCCAGCAACAUUUACACCCGUCAAUGUGAAUAGGCGAGACCGGGAGGAAAGGAGUUUCACUCCACCUAGGCGCGUACCAUUUGAUUCGCCUCAUGGGUCUGCAAAAGCUACGCCUGAAUAUCGACCUUCUGCUCUCAGUUCCGCCCCUGCGGUCAAUGGUUUCACUUCGAAUCCUAUUUUAAAGCGACAACUUAGUCACGACAGUAUUGAAUCUCGCUCCCGAAAGGGGAGUCAACCGCCGCUCGAUGACGGUGAAGCUAGUGGUCGCCGUAGCAAGCGUCUUAAGAAAGGUAUGUUGACUUUAUGUUUUUCGCAUUCUUUUGAACGUCCUUGGAUGCCGUCCAAGGAUGCCAUUUAUGCAUUUUCAUCCUCCUGCACAGUCAGUUCUUGAUUGGCGAAGGAAGAUCCGGCUAAUAAUUCCCUGCAGAUGCUGUACCAACUGUGGCUGGUUCCCACAUGACUUUGUUCCGACCAACACCCCCAAGGAUUCCGGGAGAGCAUCGCUCAUCUGCCCCUGGUGAGGUAAGCAAUUCUACUAACACUUUAUUUUCAUGUACAUACUUAGAUGAUUUUCAGAAAUGCGAACACUGUGGUAAGAAUGACGAUAUGAGCAAUUUACUCAUUUGCGAGUCAUGCGAUCAUGGUUAUCACAUGUAUUGCCUUGAUCCACAAGUUACACAAAAACCAGACUACGAUUGGCACUGUCCAAGAUGUCUUGUAGGCGAUGGACAAUUCGGUUUUGAAGAAGGCGGCAUCUAUUCUCUCAAACAAUUUCAAGAGAAGGCAGCGGAUUUCAAGGAGGGCUACUUUCAGAACAAGAUGCCUUUUGAUCCGGUGCUCAAUUGCCCAAGACCUGUCACCGAAGACGAUAUUGAGCGCGAAUUCUGGCGCCUUGUGGCAAGUUUGGAGGAGACCGUCGAGGUCGAAUAUGGAGCUGAUAUCCAUUCUACUACUCACGGUAGCGGUUUCCCUACCAUUGAGAAAAAUCCGCAAAAUCCUUACUCCACUGAUCCUUGGAACUUGAAUAUCAUGCCCUACCACCCCGAAUCACUUUUCCGUCACAUCAAGUCGGAUAUUUCGGGUAUGACCGUUCCUUGGUUGUAUGUGGGUAUGAUUUUCUCAACUUUUUGCUGGCACAAUGAGGACCAUUAUGCUUACUCUGCAAACUACCAACAUUUUGGAUCGACAAAGACUUGGUAUGGAAUUCCUGGUGAAGAUGCCGAGAAAUUUGAGAACGCCAUGCGAGAGGCUGUGCCUGAAUUAUUUGAGACACAGCCUGACCUCCUUUUCCAACUGGUCACACUCUUAACACCGGAACAAUUAAGAAAGGCCGGCGUACGAGUUUAUGCCCUGGACCAAAGAGCAGGACAGUUUGUCGUCACAUUUCCCCAGGCAUAUCAUGCUGGCUUCAACCACGGAUUCAAUUUUAAUGAGGCUGUCAACUUCGCCCCCAGUGAUUGGGAACCUAAAGGCGAUGCCGGCGUGGAACGACUACAACAAUUCCGACGACAGCCUUGUUUUUCGCAUGAUGAGCUUUUGUGGACAGCCGCGGAAGGUUCGAACGGUGCUGUCACCAUUCAAACUGCAAAGUGGCUGGCUCCGGCCCUGGAACGCCUACGAGAUCGUGAAGCAGCACAGAGAUUAUUGUUCCUCGAUAAACACAAAGAGCACGAGGGCCCAUGUGCUGUCACCGAUACAAUGGAAGCAGAAGGUGCAAAAUGCCCCUCGGAUUUGUCAUUGACAAGGAGGAUGUGCCAGAAGAAGAAUAUCAGUGCACGUACUGCAAAUCUUACGCCUAUCUUUCUAGGUUCAAGUGUAAUACGAGUGGCAAGGUCAUGUGCAUGCUUCACGCCGGUAACUACGAAUGUUGUUCAGUCUCUCCAGAUCAACGAUACAGCGGAAACAACCACACUCUACAUUAUCGCCGUACUGCCAAGGAAAUCGAUGCAAUUCAUCAAAAGAUUGCGGAAAAGGCCCAUUUACCGGAGCAAUGGGAGGAAAAGGUAGAGAAGGUUCUAGAGGAUGAUCCGACUCCUCCAUUGAAGGUCUUGCGCACGCUUCUUAAUGAAGGUGAACGCAUACCAUAUGCGUUGAAGUCUCUUCCCAAUUUAAAAGGGUUCGUCGAACGUUGCAAUGAAUGGGUAGAAGAAGCAACUAAUUACAUCGUUCGAAAACAACAGAAUCGUCGUAAAAACGAGAAAGCCUGGCGAAAGGGAAGUAAACAAGCCGAAAUGGAGGAACGAGAUCGAGAGCUACGAAAAGUAGAAAAUGUCAAAAAGCUUUUGAAGGAAGCCGAUAAAAUCGGGUUUGACUGCCCCGAAAUUACCCAACUCCGAGAACGCGCCGAAGCCAUCGAUAACUUCCAGCGAGAUGCCCGUGCUGCACUUGCAAACAUUGUACGACGUCAGACACAAGAGUUUGAGGAUCUUCUAGAAUUGGGUAGAGGGUUCAAUGUUGAUAUCCCGGAGAUUGAAAAACUUGACACAAUUGUUCAACAGAUGAAAUGGAACGAUAGAGCGCGCGAUAGUCAAGGCCAGUUUUUGACUCUCAAAGAAGUUCAGAAUCUCAUCGACGAGGGUGCCAAGCUCGAAAUCCCCGAGUACAAUCAGCAUCUACAGCAUUAUAAGGAACAAAGAAAUGCCGGAAUGGCGUGGGAAGCGAAAGCAAAGGAGUUGGUAAAUGCGGAAUCCGUACAUUAUCCACAACUCGAGGCUCUGUCAGCUCAAGCUCAAGCUGCAGCACUUCCAGUCUCACAAGAGACGCUAGCACAGGUUGACCAAAUUCUGAACAAGCAACGCGAGGCUCUUCGGCAAGUUCAAUCUUUGUAUGAACGAAGUCGAAACGAGGACAUCACUCAGCGACCAAAAUAUGCCGAAGUUCGCGAGACCAUGGAGCAUCUGACCGAGUUGAACAGCAAGCCAACCGGGACCAUUGACUUGGAAAAGGAACAGAAGCGUCAUGAGGACUGGAUGCGCAAAGGCAAGAAACUCUUUGGCAAGGCCAAUGCCCCUCUACAUAUCUUGAAGUCUCACAUGGAGUAUGUGCUUGAGCGCAAUGUGGAUUGCUUUGAUAUCAACGCAGACAAGCCAAGAUUGCCUGCUGAGCCUGCUUCACGCGAGCCUAGUCCUUCUGAUGCCAAGCUACAUAGCUGGGAGGAUCCUCGGUUCCGCGAGGUCUUUUGCAUCUGCCGACGUAUUGAAGCUGGCAUGAUGAUUGAAUGUGAGCUGUGUCAUGAAUGGUGGGUUUUCAUCAAUUUCUAUUCUGUCUUAUAUAUACUAAUGCCAUUCAGGUACCAUGGUAAGUGCCUCAAGAUCGCUCGCGGAAAGGUCAAGGACGAUGAAAAAUAUACCUGCCCUAUAUGUGAUUGGCGAGUUCGUAUCCCCCGUGAUGCUGCUCGUCCAAAGCUUGAGGAUCUACAGGCAUGGCAGGAUGAGAUUCCUUCACUGCCCUUCCAGCCGGAUGAAGAGGAUAUUCUCAUCAAGAUCAUCGACAAUGCUCAAGAAUUCCGAUCUCAUGUCGCGCCAUUCUGCAACCCUGUAAUGGCAACGGCCGAUGAAUCCGAGACACAAAGAUUUUAUCUGCGCAAGAUUGAAGGUGCAGAGAUUCUUCUGGCGUAUGAGACGAAUUUCUUCCGUCAAGAGCUACAUAAAUGGUCACCCGUUGCACCAGAGCCACCUCCUGUGUUGGACUCAUCCAAGUCGACAAGAAAGCCACGACCAACCAAACUCCAAAAGCUCAUGGCACAGCAUGGGGUUGAUAAUCCAGAGGAAUUACCUCAAAAUCUAAGAACCAAGCCUCAUACAUUCAAGCGCAAGUCUAGUGAACCAUCAUCUCGACCUCAACCUUUACAGCCUGCGCCGGGUAGAUCAGACUCUGGUACACCAACGUCGCAUACGUUCCCUCCAGCAACAGCUGCUAUGCAUGGUGGACCAAUUCUUUCUGGGAUUCCACCUGAACAUGGUCAUCCUUCGCACUUUGGUGGAUUCGCCGCUGUUCAGGACCCGCAUUUCAGCAUUAGUCCUCAAAGCAGUACCUCACCUGCUUUUGCUCCACAUGCGUUCAUGCAUGGCGGUGGGCUUCAAAGUCCUGCUUUUGCCCCGACUGUGAGCCCCCGAGCACCUGAAAUGUUCAAUGAAGCUGGAUUUGGACGUAUGGAUUCUGUUGCCCUUGGAACCGGUGGCGAUAGCCCAAUGCGUGACGCUUUCACCAAUAGCAGUCAAGCAAAUGGACCAGAUGUUGCACAGAUGUUCAAUGAUCUUACGAAUCAGGUUGAUGAGGAUGCUAAAGUGGAUAAAUUGGCCGAGCAGGAGCGCGAACGAGAUAAGGAGCGAGACACAAAGUGGGAUGAGAAUCCGGAGAUGGAGUUGUUCUUCGAUGGACCUUGAUUUACGACAAAACUCGUGGACUGAAGCAUUCCCAUACCCCUUUCAAAAUUUAUACCAAGGGAAUUCGGCGUUUACUAAAUAGUGCCUUUCAACACACGGGGGGUUUCUUCUGGAGUUUGAUCAGGCAUAUGGCAUCGCAUGGGGUGGAAUCAUUCCAAUUUGAGGUUAUGGCGAAUUGGGAGUCAAGUGGGGGGAGUGAUGUACAAUUGAGUUGCCUUUUGCUUUUCACAUCUUUUUUUUUCUUUCUCUCCCCUUGGGAAUUGUAUUGUCUUAUCUGCCUUGCAUUUUCUUUUGGGCUUUUCUUUUUCGGGGCUUUCUUUUGUUGUUUUUCUUGCUCUUCUUUUUCUCAUAUUUCUGCAUUUUCUGGGCGGAGGUGGAGCACUAAAAGAUUUGUCAUUAUUUGGGGAGAAAUGGGGAGAGGGAGGGGGUCACGGGGUUGUAUUGCGUAGAAGUUGCUUGUCUCUUUUGCUCUGUCUUCUCUUCUUUUUUGAGAUCCCGCGAUGCUUUGGGGAGGGGGGAUGGGGAGGCGUACACAGUGCGAAUUGGGGAUAAGAGGAAGUGGAUGAGUGAGGGAGGGAGAGACAAUUGCUGAAUGGGAUA
This is a messenger RNA of Hymenoscyphus albidus, 6660 nucleotides long. Lineage: Eukaryota; Fungi; Ascomycota; Leotiomycetes; Helotiales; Helotiaceae. The record is from the annotation of a GenBank genome assembly.